AUGAGGCUGUCUGUGUCCCUCCUGCUGGUCACUCUGACCCUUGGCUUCUUUGAGGCAAAUGCAGUGCCGUGUCCAGAACUUCUUAAAGAAUGCACAGAAUUUAUAAUUGCUCCUGAAGAAUUGUACAAGGUAGAGCUUUCCAAAUUCAAUGCACCUCCGGAAGCUGUUGAGGCAAGACUGGAAGUGAAGGAAUGCGUAGACAGGAUAUCCUGGAUAACUAAAGCACAACUUAUAAAAAUCAUGGAUACUCGCAUCUCUGCUGCCACAUGGAAAGGUUUCAACGUCUUGCCGUAA
Marmota flaviventris (yellow-bellied marmot) is the source of this 294-nucleotide messenger RNA. RefSeq names its product secretoglobin family 1D member-like. The record is from RefSeq and is a predicted model, not a curated record. NCBI's taxonomy places the organism in Eukaryota, Metazoa, Chordata, Mammalia, Rodentia, Sciuridae.